UCUCUCGCGUGGCUUUAAAGUCUUCUUCUUCCUCCUCUUCUAAUCUUCUCUCUAGCUAAAGCUAAAGCUAGUUUUGUUUGUUUUUAAUAUCACAAUAUUCACACACACCCUUUAACCUCCACUCACUCAAUAAGAACAACCCAUUAACCCCAGAACAAAACCAAAACAAAACAAAACCACCACCAAACCCCAAACACCCUUCUUUUUUCCGCUCCCAAAACAUUAAUGGCACCACUCAUCAUCAUCACCUUCACGAUCUUAAACCCCCUCAAAUACUCAUAAAUACCAAAUCAAGCAAAUCAAUCAGAGCAAGCAAAUCAAUUAAGAUUGCCCCCAAUUCAGAAAUAAAAGAACCUCUCUCGAGAGAGAGAAAUGAAUGCGACAACAAACCCUACUGGUGGUUGCUCUGGCGGCGGUGGGGGGAGCAGUAGUGGAGGCAGCGCCGGAGGAGGAAACGCCGGACCGUGUGGCGCGUGUAAGUUCUUGAGGAGGAAGUGCGUGGCGGGAUGCAUAUUUGCACCCUACUUCGAUUCGGAGCAAGGGGCAGCUCACUUUGCGGCGGUGCACAAGGUGUUCGGAGCCAGCAAUGUCUCCAAGCUUCUUCAUCAUAUUCCGGCUCACAAGCGGCCAGACGCCGUCCUCACUGUUUGUUUUGAGGCUCAAGCUAGGCUCAAAGAUCCGGUCUACGGCUGUGUUGCUCACAUCUUUGCUCUUCAACAACAGGUGGUGAAUUUACAAGCCGAGAUCUCAUACUUGCAAGCCCACCUAGCAACAAUGGAGCUUCCAUCACCUCCUCCGCCCCCUCCUCCACUAAUCGCUCAACCUCCACUCUCCAUUGCAGACCUUCCUUCGGCCCCCAUGCCCGCAACGUAUGAUUUGUCCUCGCUUUUUGAACCCAUGGUGCAGCCAACUGCUUGGGUCAUGCAACAGCGCGCGCUGCUGCACAACCAACAUCAUCAGUUCGCAAGCGGUUCUGGUGGUUCCUCAUCGAGUGGCGGUGGUGGUGGCGAUCUUCAAGCUUUGGCUCGUGAACUGCUCUACAGGCAUACUGGUUCUCCGUCGGGGUCGGUGCCGUGCUCUGAGGCUUCACCAUCUCAGUCUAUGUCCAAAUGAGACUGAUGGCCGAGCUAAUUGAUCAAUUAAAUUUAAGAGUACUUGCCUGAUGAUGAGGUGUAUGUCGAUCAUAUAUAUUAGCUAGGUUGUUUCAAUGGGCAAGUAAUGUUCAUUAGU
Rosa rugosa (rugosa rose) is the source of this 1230-nucleotide messenger RNA. RefSeq names its product LOB domain-containing protein 30. Gene Ontology annotation, cellular component: nucleus. The transcript has 2 exons. Gene Ontology annotation, biological process: hormone-mediated signaling pathway; positive regulation of DNA-templated transcription. The coding region runs from base 373 to 1113 and encodes 246 amino acids. The record is from RefSeq and is a predicted model, not a curated record. Lineage: Eukaryota; Viridiplantae; Streptophyta; Magnoliopsida; Rosales; Rosaceae.